AAAAAAACCGGAGCGGAAGUCUUGCUCGGAGCAUAGAAAGGAGGUGAUGGUGAUGGAGGGAGGAGGAGGAGAAGGAGGAAGAGGAGGGCUGAUGUGUGCUGAUCAGCAGCAGGUCUGAUGAUGAUGAUGGUGAUGAUGAUGCUGUGAGUCAGAGAGCGGAGGGUUCAGGAUGCUCAAAGCCGCUCCGGAGUAGACAAACCCCGCACACAGACUGAGAGGAUCCGCGGAGACACGCAUACAGGUGAUCUACUGAGAGCAGCAGGUGGAUUCCAACUCCCAGAAUGCCUGAGCAGAGUAAUGACUACCGGGUGGUGGUGUUCGGAGCCGGCGGGGUGGGGAAAAGCUCGCUGGUUCUUCGUUUUGUUAAAGGCACCUUCAGAGACACCUACAUCCCCACCGUAGAGGACACGUACAGACAGGUGAUCAGCUGUGAUAAGAGUGUCUGCACGCUGCAGAUCACUGACACAACAGGAAGUCAUCAGUUUCCCGCCAUGCAGCGCCUGUCCAUCUCCAAAGGCCACGCCUUCAUCCUGGUCUACUCCAUCACCAGCCGCCAAUCACUGGAGGAGCUCAAACCCAUCUACCAACAGGUUCUGGCCAUCAAGGGCAACAUGGAGUCCAUUCCCAUCAUGCUCGUGGGCAACAAGAGUGACGAAACAGCCCAGCGUGAAGUGGACUCGAAGGAGGGCGAGGCUCAGGCCGGUGCCUGGAAAUGUGCCUUCAUGGAGACGUCGGCCAAGAUGAACUCCAACGUGAAGGAACUGUUCCAGGAGCUGCUGGCACUGGAGAAGAAGAGGGACAUGAGCCUGAGCAUCGACGGGAAGCGGUCGGGAAAACAGAAACGAGCCGACAAGCUGAAGGGGAAGUGCAGCAUCAUGUAGAUUGAGUGGUGGCGGUGGCGGCAGCAGAGGACUCGCUGUAGAGAUGUGGAAACUACAGAGGAGGCAGGAGGAGGGAAGUCAUACAGACUCCUCCUCCCGUCUUUCCCCGGGUCUCCAUCACUGAGGAGGCUUCUUCUUCAGUAGCUCUUCUCCUUCGUCUGUCUGAACACUGAAGCCCAGAGGAACAAAAUGAUGAGAACGACUGAAUAUAGAAACUGGAAUAUUUGUAUCAGGGCCUCAGGCUCCUCGUGGCCCUGAACUGGAUUGUAUAUGUGGCCCCAAAUUACUCUUUUACACACCCAACCACUGUCACUGUUAACAAUCAUACCAACAAUAUGAGAACAAAGGAAUGCUUCACUGAUUUUAUUGUGAAUGUUGGGCCAAAACCUGAAUGUAACCCAGAUUAUAGAGGCAAAAAACCCCCCAGUCAAAUACACAAAGUAUUGACGGAAAUUUUUUAUGCUUAGUCUCUCUGAUAUGUACCACAAUAUCCAGCAUCCAUUUCAAACACUGAGUUCUUCAAACGCCUAAAAUGAGACUCAAACCUGGUCUUUAUUUGUGUCUUUAAGACCUGACUGAACCUGACCCGAAGUUACAUUGCAUUCAUUACUGUCCGGUAGCUUGAAACACAAUAGAGUCACACAGACCGUUAGACUGUCAGUUUGAGCACUCCUAUGCUUCAGUUAACAUGAAACCCUCCUGGUUGAAUCAUCAGAACAAAAGAUGAACAACUGUGUCGGAAAAUACCUAAUAACAAGGUUUUUGGGGCAAGAAACAGCCAAUCACAGAGCUUUUUUUAUGUCAUGUGUGUCGGUAACGGCCAGCAGAAGUUUAAGAUUACAAACUGAUUUUACAAUCUGGAGAUUAAAUCAGUUCACUUUUAAUUUCUGGGUCACUUUAAGUGAAUUCAGUAACCAUGGUGACGCAUUUUAUUUACAACUUUAACUUCAUUACACUCUAAUUUUCGCCCAUGGCUUCUUCUCCAUGACAACAGCAGCUGAGGCUCAUAGGUAUUGUAGUAUUCUCACGGACAAAACAUGAUUUGUCAGAAAGGAAGUGUAAAUACUGUGAACUGGUGUCAGAAUAUAAACUUGUAGGAUCAUCACAUCAUCCAGGAGAGUCCUGAGUUUCUGUGUUCAGUAACAUCGAGGAGAUCGUUUGAAGAAAUAUUUGAAAUGAGAAUACAGAAUGAGAAACUCCCUUCAGGAACCAGCGAUUCCUCACACUUCACAUCUCUAUCGCUACGAUCUCUUUGUGCUUUGCAAAAGACCACAUGAAACAAUGAUGCUGUCAGAAAGUGAGAGAAAUUUACAUUAAAAAAUAACCAAACCUGAACUCAAAAACUUGCUAUUAUGUCCAGGCCUGUUGGGUUUGGGUGUGGUAGGUACCAGAUAAGAUGCAACCCCAACACUAUGAAACAAACAGCUUCACCAUGCAGCCAGUGUCCUCAUGGCUAAUAAUUUAGCAUGCUAAAGUUUACCUGUGUUGGAGGAAGCCUAAUGUUUGUCUAAAAAAUGUCCAAUCACAAUACUGCAUGUACUGUUUUAAUGGAGGACUAAUUAAACAAAGGCCACUCUUUUGACAAAG
Messenger RNA from Thunnus maccoyii (southern bluefin tuna), 2468 nucleotides. RefSeq names its product DIRAS family, GTP-binding RAS-like 1a (gene diras1a). The record is from RefSeq and is a predicted model, not a curated record. The transcript is spliced from 4 exons. Gene Ontology annotation, molecular function: GTP binding; GTPase activity; GDP binding. NCBI's taxonomy places the organism in Eukaryota, Metazoa, Chordata, Actinopteri, Scombriformes, Scombridae. Bases 282 to 881 code for a protein of 199 amino acids. Gene Ontology annotation, cellular component: plasma membrane. Gene Ontology annotation, biological process: signal transduction.